AUGACAUCGCCCGGAGAUGCUGCCCCGGUGAAACCUCCGCCGUCCUUUUCCGGGUCUCCCCUGGUCAUCUCCAAGCCCAGAUAUCCGGGCGAGCGCGCGGCAUCACCUUCGCUGGAGUCUGAUUUAGUGGAGUCGAGGAUCACUGCCUCGCCAACCCCGCCCCUGUCCGCCGCGACGACGGCGGAUCUGCCGAUCAGGCCUUCCUCGCGGAACUCGCAGACGGCGAGGUUGACGCCGCAGCUUGCGCGGUCAUCGCUGGGUUCGCCGGUCGAUGGAUGGUUAGAAGGCUCAGAAGAUAUCCGGUCCCUGGUCAUACGGUCAUUUUCACCAACUGUCGGCAUCUACGCUUCUGCCGACACGGAUGAGCUGAUUAGGGAGAAGGGAUUCCGCGGGGGUUUCUGGGAGCUUAUCCGCCCUUUUGGCGAGAAUGUGGCGGGAAGAGUCGUUGUUCGCGAUAGUAUCGGGUCCAGUCAUAGCUGGGAGGACUUUGGUGUUCGGUUUAUGGACCUUAGAGGACAGACACCCACGGCAAGUGCUGCUACGCAAGACUCGGCCGUUUCGCAAUUGGAGGACGUUUUGGAGGGACAACUUGAUUCCGCAGAUGAUCCGCUGGGCGGACUGUUGCGCUCCAGGGAUUUGGUGGCCGGCAGCUUGCCGGCAACCUCGCCCUUGUACAAGUUCUUCCUUCGCCAGCUGCUCUCUGCAGCGACGUUGACCCCGCAUGAAACCUUCAACCAUCCGGUGGCAAGUGUCAUUGCCAUCAGUUCGCGCAACGUGGCCCCUCUUGAGACCCUAAGACAGCUUUAUGCGGAUACUAGCAGCGGAGGCAGAAGGCUGGCGGACUGGGUGAACCCAGAGUAUCUACGAUACUAUGUUUUGGUCCACGAUGAAGACCGUGAUGACAUCACCGAAUCUACGAAACUAUAUGACCAGAUGAAGCGGCAUUUCGGGUUGCAUUGCCAUCUUCUCCGACUGCGGAGUCAUCAAUGCGUGGUGACAGAUGACGAUAGUGUUCAGGUACCGCAGUGCGAAUGGCUAUCACCAUCCGAACACCUCUACAAGAUGGGCGAGACACAGACUCUAGUAGAUUUGGGGACAGAAGGUGUUCCAUAUCUGUUUGAAUCCGACGUAAUGGCGAUAAAAACCUUUGUUCGAGAGUUAGUCGCGCAGUCUGUGAUACCAUACAUGGAAAAUCGAGUAGCCGUGUGGAAUGAUCAAGUUGCUUCACGACGACGUGGCCUGAGUGGCCGCUUCAUGUCAAUGUCUCGCCGCUGGGCUGGCUUUGGCUCUGGCUCUCGCUCUGGUACCUCCUCUGGGUCAGGCGGAGCAAGCGGAAACUACGAUUCAACCUACGGUUAUUACAAGCCAGAUACCUCCGAGGCUCUUUUGCGAAAGAUGGCCGAUUUCGCAUUCAUGCUCCGCGAUUGGAAAUUGUCGGCAUCCACGUACGACCUUCUCCGUUCGGAUUAUGGAAACGACAAAGCCUGGCGGUAUCAUGCUGGCGCGCAUGAGAUGUGCGCCAUGAGCACGCUUCUGAACCCACUCGCAAUGCCUGCCAAGACCAAACUCGAAAGCAUCGACCAGAUGAUCGAGACCGCGUGCUAUUCUUACCUCACGCGAUGCUCGGCUUCACUGGACGCGCUGCGGACCCUUUCCCUUGCUGUGGAGCUCCUAAAGUCGCGUGGUGGAUCAGCCACGGAGAGUGCAGCACGGUGGGCCAUGCGAGUCAUGGACUUGGGCCUGGUUGGCUCAAUCGGCCAGGUCCUUUUCAGCGAGAGGGUCUCCGCCUGCUACGCAUCCAAGACUACUUUGAGCGGCGCUCGAUGGGGAGGUCGACGGCGGAAGGCUGGGAUGUGGAGUAUCCUCUCGGCAGACCUCUGGCUCAAGUUGGGCAAGCCGACGCUGGCCUCCGUUUGCUUAGAGGAGGCAGAACGGCUCCAUGCCGAUGUUCUCCAACAAGAUGGUGUCUUCCCGAUGCCACAGGUCCAAUCCUUCAUCGAUAAUCUCAAGCAUAACGUGAAGGUGGAGUACCUCGAGGUCAGAGGUCUGGAUACUAGGAAUCAAAGCGUCACCACAGAUCUCUUGGGAACCGACGAGACAAGCGAGCAGCUGGAUAUCAAGCCCAACCAUCGCAGGUCGCUGAUUGGACUCUCUGCUUCCCUAGACACCACUACUCCUCACAGCCCCGUCCAACUGGCCAAAGAUCCGGAGCAGGCAGCGCAUGACGAUUUUGAACGAGCUUAG
Messenger RNA from Penicilliopsis zonata CBS 506.65, 2244 nucleotides. RefSeq lists its product as hypothetical. Gene Ontology annotation, biological process: endoplasmic reticulum to Golgi vesicle-mediated transport; protein localization to phagophore assembly site. The record is from RefSeq and is a predicted model, not a curated record. Gene Ontology annotation, cellular component: phagophore assembly site; cytoplasmic vesicle; TRAPPIII protein complex. NCBI's taxonomy places the organism in Eukaryota, Fungi, Ascomycota, Eurotiomycetes, Eurotiales, Aspergillaceae. Bases 1 to 2244 code for a protein of 747 amino acids. The transcript is spliced from 2 exons.